AAGCCAUGGGAUGAGUUUUGGGCUUUAAUCUAAGGACAGGAAAAGGCCUUUAUGGGAUUUUAAGCAAGGAUUUUAAACAUUCUUUUUUAGUUUUUAGAUCAUCCUGGCCAUUAGUGGGAAGAGUGGUUUGGAGUGGGGUGAAUGUGAAUGUGGCCGGAUCAGCAGAUCCAGGGGUGUGUUGGUAGUGACUCAGCCUCACUGGUGGCAAUGGAGAUGGGAGAGGAGUGGGCAGAUUCAAGACACACACUGGCCUGGGGGGCGGGUGAUGAGAGAUUGGAAGUCAUAUAUGACUCCCAGGAUAGUUUCAGCAGGUGAGGUGAUAGUGGGGGGUGCCAUUCACUGGGCAGUAGGGAACACUGGGUCAAGUUGAGUUUGGUCAUGUUGAGUUUGUGGUCCUGGUGGGGGCUAUCAGAAAUGUCAGUCAGGUAGACAGCUGGGUAUCUGAUUUCAUUUGGAGAGGAAGAGGUGAGGGCUGGAGGCCCAUCUCUUGAACUGCUGGCACAGGGCAACACAUGUGCAAGUCACAAGAAGGUAUAGGAUUGCCCAAGGGAUACAGCCUUGAGGAGGUAGAGGUCCCACAGAUAGAGACCAAAGGAGGAUAAGACCCUAUGAACAAAGUACAGAGUGAUUUUAGGAGAGGGAAGGGGUCAGUAAUGCUAGAUGCGCCCAGAUUCCAUAGGAGCAGAUCUGAAAAUUAGGGUCUCUGGAGUGUGAAAACCUGGAGGCCACCCUGGCAGAAACAGUAUUUGGUACAGCAGGGGGCAGGAUCUGGAUUGGAAAGGACAGAGUAAUACCUGAAUCAGGAGGAAAAGAAAAUAGCAAGUGUAGACAAAAAUCUUUGAAUUCAACUAAUCUCUUGUCAAAAGACAGAUCUUUUUGGCUGUAAAGAGAUAGCAGUUGUAAAGGAGGCCUUUUGUGUUUAGAUGGGAGAAACUUGGGCUUGAAAAUACAGGGCAGAGUGGAUAAUUGUAUAGGGUCCCCGGGAUGGGUGUGCAUGGGAUUUGGAGAACAAGCUUGAGAUAAAUGAUCUGUUGCUGCCAUUGCUGUGGAAUGGGGGUGGGAGGCUGUCCGUAGGCAGCAGUUGUGGAUCUGAGGGUGUGUGUGCAGGUUUGUAAGUUUUGGCCAAGUGACUCACUCUUGCACGUCAGUCUCUUAGAUCAUGAGAUAAGCAUCCUGUCAGAGACCUAGUCACUCUGGAAUGGCCAGACACACAAAUGUCAGCACGGUGGGUCAGGGCCUUGUCUCAGCAGUGGAGCUUAGGGGAGGGAUCCCUGGGAGGGGGGAUGGAGUGGUUGUGGGCAGUGUGCCUGUAACUGCUGUCCUGCCUGCUUGCAGACCUGCUUCGGAUGUUCUUUGAUGCGCUGUACGAUGAGGACGUGGUGAAGGAGGACGCCUUCUAUAGUUGGGAGAGUAGCAAGGACCCCGCUGAACAGCAGGGCAAGGGUGUGGCCCUUAAAUCUGUCACAGCUUUCUUCAAGUGGCUUCGUGAGGCGGAGGAGGAGGAGUCUGACCACAACUGAGGGCGGGUGGGGCCGGGGACUUUGGAGCCCCAUGGACACUCGGAUGGCUAAGCCAGCUGCCCGGACUGCAAGGGGGGGCGGCAGCAGCGGUGGCGACAGUGGGUGCCUGUAGUGCGAUGUUGUCUGAGCUAAUAAAGUGGCUGAAGAGGCAGGAUGGCUUGGGGCUGCGUGGGGCUCCCCUCCAGGAUGCUGCCAGGUGUCCCUCUCCUCCCCCUGGGGCACAGAGAUAUAUUAUAUAUAAAGUCUUGAAAUUUGGUGUGUCUUGGGGGGGGCACCACCGCCUGCCCCUGGUCAUUUUUUAUUUUCUGAAAAAUCACUCUUGGGACUGCCGUCCUCGCUGCUGGGGGCAUACGCCCCAGCCCCUGCACCACCCCUGCUGCUGCCUGGGCAGGGGGAAGGGGGGGCACGGUGCCUGUAAUUAUUAAACAUGAAUUCAAUUAAGCUCACUGCCUCUCUGCUUUAUGGCCUGCCCCCUCUGGAGAAGGGGUCUGGGUAGAUGAGCAGCCUCCUUUCCAGAGCUGACACUGUAGCACUGUUCCCUGUAACUUGGCACCCCUCUUGCCUCUUCCCUAGGGAGUCUCAUUCCUGGAGGGUUGACCCCCAAAGUGGACAUGGUAAGGCUCACUGUUGAUUAGGAGGGGAGAACGGGCACACAGCUGUGGGGUACUUCAUAGAACACACUUGCCUGUCUCGGCUCCUACCAGAAUGUGAUGCAGACGCCUGUGUGUGAAGGCCCUGGGUUUCAGGCUGUCUAUAGCUGAAACCUAUGGCUUCAAGGUCUCAUCUUGAUAACCCUGGACACAAUGAGGUUUUCUGUCCCCAUGCAGUAUGACCGGUAGCACGGGCCCAGUGAGUCUUCGUGCCCCGUCCCUUCGGUCCCCACCCCUCCUGCCUUCAAGUCACUCCGCAGUCGGGUCUGGGAGCAGAGGACGAGCUUUUUUCCCCGGACUCGGCCCCAGACCCCCUCUGUGUGGCUGUGACGUCCGCUUCGCCCCGCCCGCUUUGGGUGGUGACGCGGGGGUGGACACGCCCCCGCGCUUACGUCACCAGCCCGGUUCCCUCUCCCGGGAGCGUUGGCGGACGCGCGGCUCCCACCCCCUCCCUUCUCACGGGCUCUCCCCUCCCCGGUGGCGGCCGCGGCCCGACCCUCUGCAAGGCGAUGGCCCGGGCCCCGAGCGCGGGCUAGCGUGCCUGGGUGCCCGGCCAUGGGCUGUAUCGGCUCUCGGAGCCCGGCGGGUCAGGCAUUUCUGGGGACCACCAGCUGGCUGAGGCUCAGGGACAGAGACGGCUGCUCCAGCUAAAGUGGCCUCGGAUCCGGCGUGGGCUGUGGAGUGGAUCGAACUUCCUCGGGGCCUCUCUCUAUCUUCCUUGGGAUCUGCUCGGACCCUCCGAGGCUGGAGCCGGUCCUCCCGCCCUUCCUCAGUGGACAGCCAGGACUUGCCAGAGGUGAAUGUUGGAGACACAGUCGCGAUGCUGCCCAAGUCCCGAAGAGCCCUAACUAUCCAGGAGAUCGCUGCGCUGGCCAGAUCCUCCCUGCAUGGUAUUUCCCAGGUAGUGAAGGACCACGUGACCAAGCCCACUGCCAUGGCCCAGGGCCGAGUUGCUCAUCUCAUUGAGUGGAAGGGCUGGAGCAAGCCAAGUGACUCGCCCGCUGCCCUAGAAUCAGCCUUUUCCUCCUACUCAGACCUCAGUGAGGGUGAACAAGAGGCUCGCUUUGCAGCAGGAGUGGCCGAGCAAUUCGCCAUUGCAGAAGCCAAGCUCCGGGCAUGGUCAUCAGUGGAUGGUGAGGACUCCACCGAUGAAUCCUAUGAUGAGGACUUUGCUGGGGGAACUGACUCAGACAUGGCUGGGCAGCUGCCCCUGGGGCCCCACCUCCAGGACCUCUUCACCGGCCACCGAUUCUCCCGGCCUAUGCGCCAGGGCUCCGUGGAACCCGAGAGCGACUGCUCGCAGACCGUGUCCCCAGAGACCCUGUGCUCUAGUCUGUGCAGCCUGGAGGAUGGGUUGUUGGGCUCCCCCGCCCGCCUGGCUUCCCAGCUGCUGGGCGACGAGCUGCUCCUCGCCAAACUGCCCCACAGCCGGGAAAGUGCCUUCCGCAGCCUGGGCCCAUUGGAGGCCCAGGACUCGCUCUACAACUCGCCCCUCACAGAGUCCUGCCUUUCUCCCGCUGAGGAGGAGCCAGCCCCCUGCAAGGACUGCCAGCCGCUCUGCCUGCCGCCAGCGAGCAGCUGGGAACGGCAGCGGCAAGCCUCUGACGUAGCUUCUUCUGGGGUGGUGUCCUUAGACGAGGAUGAGGUGGAGCCAGAGGAACAGUGACCCAAAUCAUGCCCGGUGGUGGCAUGUGUCCCCUGGCCGCUGCUGGGGGCAGAGCCUCUGUGCCCAAGCACGGGCGAGGCUUCCAGCAGAGCUCCAAAGCCUGGAGGGCUCCUGGGAGCACUCACUCCUCCAUUGUGUGUUUGCAUGAAAGUGUUCAGAGGAGGCAGGGGCCAGGCUGGGGGCGCAUGUCCUGCCCCCACUCCUGGGGUUUGCCGGGGGUUGCCCGGGGCCCCUGGGGCAUGGCUACAGCUGUGGCAGACAGUGAUGUUCCUGUUCUUAAAUCAAAACCACCACGUGCACAUUUCCCCCUCGGGUGAUGUGAAUCCCUACGGGGGCAGCUGUGACUGGGCUGUGUGGGAUGGAACGGGAGGGAGCCCUGCCUCCCCGCCCCUCCCCCUGCCUCUCCUCUGCUUCUCUCCUCACCUCCAAGUCCAUGUGUAGUGCUUGACAGAACUGCCCCCGCCCGGGGUGGGGGGUUGGUUCUGACCCUCCUGGAGCCUCUGGAUUGAGCUGUCCCCCCAAGGGCCCCUCGCCCAGCUGGGCUCGUGCUGUGCUUCACCUGUCCAUCGUCUCUAAAUCUUCUUUUUC
Molecule: messenger RNA, 4424 nt
Organism: Physeter macrocephalus (sperm whale)
Lineage: Eukaryota; Metazoa; Chordata; Mammalia; Artiodactyla; Physeteridae
Gene: FAM131A
Product: family with sequence similarity 131 member A
Exons: 7
Coding region: 2991-3836 (281 amino acids)
Source: RefSeq, a predicted model, not a curated record